AUAAAGUCAUUUGCGAGAACGCACCAUGUUGUCUGUUGUCGGUAGACCUCUGAACAGUCUGAGAGUCUCCGGUGCGUUGACCAAGGCUACAGUCGCGAUGGCGGACGCUCUGGCUAAAAUCCCCGAUGUGGAGAUUGAUCCAGAGGGAACCUUUAAGUACAUAUUGGUCAGAGUGAAAGUGAAAGAUGGCGAUGUGCACAAAGACAUAGUCCGUGGCACAAAAAGUGCAGAGUAUCACAAUCACAUAUUUGAGAAGGUCAAUCCAGCUAUGGAGGCAUUGGGGAUGGAGUGUAAAUGCCUUGGAGGAGGGAAGAUAGAGCACAACAGCCAAGAGAAAAAGCUCAGGGUGUUUGGAGAAUCAACUGCCUUUGGCAAAGCAGACCAUUCUGUGUCUGUAGAGAAGUUGAAGACUGCCUUCAGCAACUAUGAGAUCACCUGGUCUGAUGACAAAAAAUAAGAGUCUGAACCUGAAUGUUAUUUCAAAUGUCUGCCUUUAUUUAUCAGUUCCAAAACAAAAAGCCACACGAGUAAUGUUUUGACUCUUCUGUACAAACAUUAUCUAUCAUUUGAUUAAAAUACACAAUUCUGCA
Molecule: messenger RNA, 590 nt
Organism: Lates calcarifer (barramundi perch)
Lineage: Eukaryota; Metazoa; Chordata; Actinopteri; Centropomidae
Exons: 3
Coding region: 26-457 (143 amino acids)
Biological process (GO): peptidyl-histidine dephosphorylation
Cellular component (GO): cytosol
Molecular function (GO): protein histidine phosphatase activity
Source: RefSeq, a predicted model, not a curated record